AUGCGUUUUCUUCAUUGCGCCGAUAACUCCAAACCAAAUUUGGACGACAAAGCGUGGAAACUUAGACCCUUUAUAGAGAAACUGAAAGCUAAAUAUUUGCAACAUUAUCAGCCAGAAAAGCAUAUGAGUUAUGAUGAAAGUAUGAUAAAGUACUAUGGUAGACAUCCUUGUAAGCAGUUCAUUCGUGGUAAACCCAUCAGAUUUGGGUACAAAAUGUGGGCACUGAAUACAACAUCGGGAUAUUUAGUAAACUGCGAAUUGUAUCAGGGAAAAAAUAGUUUACGACAUGAAGUAUACGAAAAGGAUUUUGGAAAAGCUGCUGCACCAUUUGUGUCAAUGUUGGACAAGUUAAAAGGGGAAAAGGAGAGACCAUAUGAACUGUACUUUGAUAACCUCUUUACUGGUUUAAAUCUUUUAGAACACCUAAAAGAAAGGGGCUAUCAGGGUACCGGUACCGUUCGAGAAAACCGCAUGGCCCAAAAUUGUCCGAUGUCAGACAAAAAUCUCUCGCAAAAAAGAAAGAGGGACAUACAGGGGACUAUUGAAAAGAAUCAGGUAUUAUGGUAG
Sitophilus oryzae (rice weevil) is the source of this 567-nucleotide messenger RNA. Its product is annotated as piggyBac transposable element-derived protein 3-like. The coding region runs from base 1 to 567 and encodes 188 amino acids. The transcript has a single exon. NCBI's taxonomy places the organism in Eukaryota, Metazoa, Arthropoda, Insecta, Coleoptera, Curculionidae. The record is from RefSeq and is a predicted model, not a curated record. Gene Ontology annotation, molecular function: sequence-specific DNA binding.